GGGAAGACGAGACUCUGUUCCCACAAUGCCUGGGACUAGCGCCAGCCACGAUUCCUGGACCGCAACUCCCAGAGUGCAACGCGGUCACGCCCGCCUUGUACGUUCGAGCAUGCCCUCUUAGAGGUUCCGGGGACCGGUGGCAUUUACUUCCGGCAGCAGGCGGUGGGACAAUGGCUGCCCUUCUCCGAGCUGUGCCUAGGUUUCCAGGAAAAACUGCAUGGGGACGGCCUCUCCAUGGGCUGUGGUGGUGCUGCAGAGGGCAGGAGGAUCCUAAGAGGUGGCUGGGGAGCACGUCACCCACCUCAAAGGAGAAACCACCAGACACAGAGACUGAGAAAUUCCGGAUGUUUUACCGUUUUGAUGCCAUCAGAUCCUUCGGGUACCUGUCUCGACUGAAGUUGGCACAGACUGCCCUGACAGUGAUAGCUUUGCCACCAGGCUAUUACUGGUACUCCCAGGGCCUCCUGACUCUCAAGUCCCUUUGCAUCAUGAAUGGGGUGUCAUGCUUUGCUCUGGCCAUGCUCUGCUGGAUGAGCUAUUUCCUUCGGAGACUGGUUGGCAUCCUGUAUCUGAACGAGUCUGGCACCAUACUGCGGGUGGCCCACCUGAACUUCUGGGGCUGGCGGCAGGACACAUACUGUCCCGUGGAAGAUGUGAUACCCCUGACAGAAACCAAGGACUGCCCUGAGGAGCUGUUCAUGCGUAUCCAGCAGUACAGUGGGAAACAGACCUUCUACCUCACCCUGCGCCACGGACGCAUCCUGGACAAAGAGUGUUUCACACAGGUGUUUGGGGCGCUGCAGAUAUUCAAGUAAACAACUGGGAGCUGGACCUCUGGGUAAUUCUGGGUUGCCUGGAUUGACAGGAAGGCCGAGGGUGUGCGCAAGAUUGAAGAAAGGGGAUUGAGUACUUGGAGACUUUCCUGGGCCCCUGGGAACAUGUGUUUUGUGAUGUAGAAAUUUACAAGGUGAGAUUUGGUGUCCAGGUUUAGGAAAAAGGCUCUAAAUGCAAGUUGUUUUUUUUUCUUUUCAUUUUUUGAGAUGGAGUUCGUUCUUUUCCCCAAGCUGGAGUGGUGUGAACUCAGCUUAUUCAGUCUCCGCCUUCCAGGUUCAAGCGCUUCUCCCACCUCAGCCUCCUGAGUAGCUGGGACUACAGGUGCUCGCCACCACACCUGGCUAACUUUUUUGGUAUUUUUAGUAGAGACGGGGUUUCAUUAUGUUGGCCAGGCUGGUCUCAAAUUCCUGACCUCUUGAUCCAUCUGCCUCGGCCUCCCAAAGUGCACGGAUUACAGGUGUAAGCCACCGCACCUGGCUAAGUGCAAGUUCUGAUAGCACUUGUGUGUGACAUUCAGUCAGAUAAUGGCCGGAAGUUUCUGUUAGGAGCCAGUUAUUAAAGGAACCUAUGCCAAGGUCACCCAGACAGUCCAUUGCUGUGAAAUGGGAAGGCAAAGAGGUGUGGCAGGGGAGUGUAGAAUUUGGAGCCAGAAGUCUCAGUUCUGUUACUUGUCCUGGCAAAGAGGUUAUUGAGCCUCUUUGAACCUCCAUCUAUAAAAUGGAAAGUCCUUCUUGUUGCAUGGGAUGGGUGUGGGAAUAAACAAUAAAUAUCAAAAUUUUUGCGGACUCAACAGCCCAGAGCAGAUAUUAAGCAUUUGUAUAGAGGUUUCAGCAUGGAGAAAGACUUUGAGCAGUCACUAGCGACAUCCAGAACUCUGUGCUGUGCCCCCUCACAUGUCCAGCGGCAGAAGGGACUGCCAGAAGGGACUGUUAACUACACAUCAAUGAGCAGAGAUGUCAUCCAGGUGAGCACAAAACCCCACCCAGAGGUCUAGAGACUCUUGCUUUGGAUGGCCCUGCAGUGUAAUAAAGCCAGAUGGACGUAUGCUGGUACACUGUUUUAUAAACUAAAGCCAGUUAUAUACACUGCUCUGCAUAAUUAAUAAUAUGUUCAUUAUACAAUCCGUAACACAGUCAAGAGGAAGGAAGGCGCGACCUUUAUGAUUUCGCCACUCAAAAGUCAGUAACAAUAUUUUAUUGUAUGGCCUUUCAUUUUUCUUAACCAUAGCAAGAUACACCUAACAAAUAUAUCUUUUUUGUUAUUUUGAGAAGGAGUUUCGUUAUUGUUGCCCAGGCUGGAGUGCAAUGGCAAGAUCUUGGCUUACCGCAACCUCUGCCUCCAGGGUUCAAACAGUUCUCCUGCCUCAGCCUCCCAAGUAGCUGGGGUUACAGGCAUGAGCCACCACGCCUGGCUAAUUUUGUAUUUUGAGUAGAGACAGGGUUUCUCCAUGUUGGUCAGGUUGGUCUCAAACCUCCGACCUCAGGUGAUCCGCCUGCCUUGACCUCUCAAAGUGCUGGGGUUACAGGCAUCAGCCACUGCACCCGGCCUUUCACUGUGAUGCUUCUAUCCUGUGCUUGCAUCUUGCCUCACUCGCCAGUCUGUUUUGACAGCAGUCAAAGCGAUCCUUAAAAAUACAAUCACCUCACUGUGCUAUGAAGGUUGAUGGCCUAAUCCACCCUCCCCUUUCCUCCCUCAUCCGCAACUCUGUGGAGAUCAUUUCCCCAGGUCACGCUGGCCUUGCUGUUCUCCAGUAAUCAAGGAUGAUCCAGCCUCAAAGUCUUUGCAUUGACAGUUCGUCUGCCUGGAAAGCUUUCUCCCUGGAUACCUGCAAAGAGAACUAACUGCCUUCCAUUCAGUGUCUUCCCUGUAUAACAGGUUGUACUAUUUAUGCUCAAGAAGUAUGGUGAAGAUUCAAUUAUAUAGAAGAGACGCGUACACAGCAGUUACACAUGGCUGUUCGUUCCUUCUAUACUUCACCUUCACCUGCCUGUCAGUUCCUUCAGUGACUGUGAAUCUUUUUCCCAUGAAGAUAUAUAGCCUGUGGCUAAAAAAUGUCUUAAGAAUUCCUAAUGAUUUCACCUUAACCUCAUUGAAACCAGAAAUUCUCUCUUUGUUGGGCUAGUUGUGAGAAAUGACGUGAGUGAGUCCCACCCUGGGAUAUUCUGAUUAUGUCUGGGGUAGGUCCCCAGGAUUUAUCUUUUUGACCCACUUGAAGCCAAUUCUGAGAUUUAGGCAGGCUGGGAAUUUCUGAAAUAAACAACUAGAACAGAAGA
Molecule: messenger RNA, 3107 nt
Organism: Callithrix jacchus (white-tufted-ear marmoset)
Lineage: Eukaryota; Metazoa; Chordata; Mammalia; Primates; Cebidae
Gene: TMEM186
Product: transmembrane protein 186
Cellular component (GO): mitochondrion
Source: RefSeq, a predicted model, not a curated record